Molecule: messenger RNA, 1209 nt
Organism: Anopheles stephensi (Asian malaria mosquito)
Lineage: Eukaryota; Metazoa; Arthropoda; Insecta; Diptera; Culicidae
Gene: Pex10
Product: peroxisome biogenesis factor 10
Exons: 2
Coding region: 169-1056 (295 amino acids)
Biological process (GO): protein import into peroxisome matrix
Cellular component (GO): peroxisomal membrane
Molecular function (GO): zinc ion binding
Source: RefSeq, a predicted model, not a curated record
UGGUGUGUUGCUAUUGUUGUUUACAACCGACCGAUCUUACGCCGUUUCGUUGCGCAAAGCAGGCCAAAUAACGAUUUUUCUCUUUUCUUCCCGGUAAAGUGAUGUAGCUUCCAGGUUUCCCCGUUUUACCCUUUGACUUUCCAACUCCCCACCCGCGGGUGCGUCAACAUGUCGCUUUUCCAUGCCAAUGCCGGACAGGCAGAAAUUAUCCGGAGCGUGCAGAAGGACCAGGAACACAUCGAGUACAUCCGGACGGCGCUGAGCGAGGUACUAUUGCUGCUCAGCCAACGGCACUGGUUCAAGUAUAAUGCGCUGUGCAAGCUGAUUGCCGAAAUUCUUUACCAUCAUUACGCGAUCCUGAAUAAUCUGCAAACGCUUGGCGAAGAGUACACCGGCAUCAUACAGGUCGAUGCAAACUAUGUAAUGCUACCGAACAAAGCGCUCCAGCUGCUGGCAAUUCUGCUGGAGUAUGGUGGGGAGCAUCUGGUGGACCGUGUGCUCACCUACCUGCAGACGGAAAUUGAUCGUAGCGAAGAGUUGCUGGAAUCGGUGAAAACCGCACUGCACAAGCUAAUCGAUACGCUGCGGGUGGUCGUACCGUACGUGCGCGGAUUCCAUACCAGCCUGUUCUACAUCAACGGUGGAAAGUAUCACAUUUCGAAGCGACUGACGGGCAUAAACUAUGUUCUUAUUCGAAACUGGCUGAAGGAAGACCAUUCCAUCUACGGUUAUAAGGUGUUGGGUUACGUGACCCUUACCCAGCUUCUGCUAGCUCUUGCCGCACGGUACCGGCAGUACCGCUCCGAACCAAAGCCUAAACCCGUGCAACCGGCACGCACAGCCAGCGCGAAACGGUUGUCCAGCGCACCCGGUGGCACAACACGCAGCUGUGCACUCUGCAUGGACACAACACAAGACAUCAGCGUCACGCAGUGUGGACAUCUAUUCUGCUGGCACUGUAUACUGAACUGGCUUGACCAGCGACAAAUAUGUCCGAUUUGUCGUGAAGCGAUCAAGAAAACGCGCGUUGUACGUUUGCAAAACUUUGCGAGCUAGUCAAUGGUGGGUUUGUAGAUUUUUAAAAUAUUCCAGGUCUGGUGGGCAUGUUCAAAAUUUCAAUUACAAUUGGUGUUAGGUUGGCAAGAUAAUCGUUUAAGCGAGGAGAAAAAAAGGCAACUAGGAAUAAAUGGGGGAUAUUAUAAUUAAAAA